Prorocentrum cordatum is the source of this 615-nucleotide messenger RNA. NCBI's taxonomy places the organism in Eukaryota, Dinophyceae, Prorocentrales, Prorocentraceae. The record is from the annotation of a GenBank genome assembly.
GAGCCCGAGGAGCCCGGGGGGUGGGCUGCGAAGGCUCAGAGAUCGUCGAAGUCGGCCACUCCAGCCAUCGAGGACGCGCGCGCGGGCGACGCGGCUACGGGGCUGGACGAGCUAUCGUCGAAGAAGGGCGUGAAGGGCGCCCCGCAGCUGAAGAACGCCUCGCGCAACAGCGUGGCGCACAAGGGCGCGCCCUACGAGCUGAGCGCCAGCAACCUGAAGGGCGUCAAAGCCACCGACUUCCUCAACGUGACCAAGACCGUCGCGCAUGGCCGAGUUGCAGGCUGCAAGGACCGCGGCGACGUCUGGCACGAGACGGACAGCGACGGGGGCGAGAUGUGGUACGAGAAGAAGAAGAUCAGGGGCGUUACCGACGCAGUGGAGAAGAAGAGCGAGUCCAAGAAGGACAACCCCAUGAAGGACGUGGCAGAGUUCAAGCAGAUGGCCCAGGACAGUUGCGCGACCAACGAGGCCUGGCCCCAGAAGGCCAUCGGGCGCGGCAAGAAGGGCAGUGGGCCACCUUCGUCUCGGGCGGCUCCGUCGACCAAGGGCGUCGUCACCUACGAGACGGCGCAGGUCAUGCAGGGCGCCUGGGGCGCCAGCGCCCAGCUCACCGCU